Carassius carassius (crucian carp) is the source of this 2172-nucleotide messenger RNA. Its product is annotated as growth hormone receptor-like. Lineage: Eukaryota; Metazoa; Chordata; Actinopteri; Cypriniformes; Cyprinidae. Gene Ontology annotation, cellular component: external side of plasma membrane. The record is from RefSeq and is a predicted model, not a curated record. Gene Ontology annotation, molecular function: protein binding; cytokine receptor activity. Gene Ontology annotation, biological process: cytokine-mediated signaling pathway. The coding region runs from base 207 to 1685 and encodes 492 amino acids. The transcript is spliced from 9 exons.
CGGAAUUCUGAUUCCCGAAUAUUGAAGUAAACACGGAGCCGGGAGUCUACUGCUGCACAUCUGAUUCCCGAACAUCUGAAGGAAACAAGGAGCCUGGCGUCUGCUGCUGUCGCCGUUCCUGUCGCGGUUCGUACGAGUAUCGCGGCUGCCUUAAUGGUUUCUAGGCAAAUUAGGAACGUUUUCAAGGAUUAGUAAGAAGACACGUGAUGCUGUGCUUUUUGCUCCUGACACUCCACUGGACGACAGUCACUGCAGCACUGCAGCCAUCCACACACAACACUGCCCUUCAAGAAGAUGGAACAAGGCCAUACAUUUACUACUGUCGCUCGCCCAAUAUGGAGAUCUUCACUUGCUGGUGGCGGCCAAUUGCUAAUCAGGAUAAUGUCACAUACACGCUCCUAUAUACCAGGGGUGAACACGCUCCUCAGGAGUGUCCCGAUUAUGUGAGCGGUGGCAUCAACAGCUGUUUCUUUGAUGCCAAGCACACUCAGAUCUGGGAGAUGUACUGCAUGAACGUGACAGCACACACACACACUGGGCCCAUCACCUCCAAGAAACAUUGCCUGGACGUGGCCGAUAUAGUGGAGAUCGACCCGCCCUUUAACCUGACGUACAUUAUGCUGAAUGAGAGUUUCUGUGAAUCCGGGCACAGUAUUUUGUUGUCAUGGUUGUAUCCAGUUGCCUCUCAAGUGCGUGAAGGAUGGAUUACGCUCAUCUACGAGCUACACUACAGACAUCUCGCUCAGCCAAACAACUGGAGGGUGAAAGAGCGUUUGCGUGAGCCUCAUGUGGAGUUGUUGGAUCUGCCGGUGGGAACAUAUGAGUUCAUGGUCCGCUGUCGCUCCACCAACAGCAAACACUGGAGCUCUUGGAGCGAGUCCAUUAACAUCACCAUCAGCGGGAGACCUCUGUCCAAUCGGAUGUUGGCCUUCAUCCUUGUGACCAGCAUUGCCAUUAUGGCCUUCCUUAUUAUUGGUUUUGGCAUCAUCCCACGAGGCAAGAGAAUUAGAUCAUUCUUCCUGCCACCAAUUCCCAAACCGCGCAUCCGAGGGCUUGAACCUGUUCUGCUAAAGAAGGGGAAGAUUGACGCGAUCAAUCUUCAUUUCUCCAGUUUUCACGGCUAUAAGUCACCACAGUACUGCAUGGAGACGUGGUACCAGGUGAGCGUGGACAUGUGUCCGCCUUCGAUGGCCAACAGUUUCCCAUCUCAUUAUAAACACGAGGAUGUGCCGAUCACCCAGCACGUCACCUGCCCCGAUGGACAACAGUAUGUUCAGACAACCUGCAGUCCUGCUCCUCACUGUUGUAGCCCCGCCUCCUACUGUGAGGGAACCACGCCCCCUCAAAACUCUGGUCACGCCCACCCUGAGCUUGUGUCCACUCCAGGCAUGGACUACAGCAUGAUUCUAAACUCGGCCCCUGCACCACCUCCGAUUCAGGACUUCUAUACAUGUGUGAAUGGCUUGAUGCCUGGUGGGGUGCUGCAUCUGGUACCCUGCCUGCCUGACAUGCUGAAAAACAUGCCCUACCUGCAGUUUAAAGAGGGAGCGGAUGAUGGCAUGGACAAGAGCAGUCAGAUAGCGGUACUGCUGGAGAAGCAGAUGGAGGCGCUGUUGAGCGUGAGUGAAACAGACCCAAGCGAAGCUGCCAUGCCUUUGCUACCUCAUUCAUCAGGCACAAACUGAGAGAAAAUCAGCAAAUGCUGCAGCGUCUGGUAAUGCACAUGUGACAUACAAUCCCACCCACUCUGCCUCAUACUAAUACACUAAUACAGCCCGGGUGUUACGCAGUCUGUGCUGGUUUGUUUUGAUAGGAAAUAUUACUGGUGUUUUAGUUCAGAAUGAGUACAUUCGCAUGCAGGAAGGCUGAUUCAAAGCACAACCGUCAGCACAGCAUAUUUUUUCACUGCUUAUAUUAAGAAAUAAGGUUGUUCAAAUUGAAGCAUGAGUCUACUUUUGCAACGAUGGUCCUGCACAAUUAAAGUAACAACACAUUGUUGAUGGACUAAAUGAACAUUUUUUGAAUUAGAGAAAGUCAUGUAAAUUAUUUAGUUACCAUUCAGAUGCAUAUUUCCAUAUUUAUCUAAAUAAGAUUUUACAGGUUAUUAAGGUUGUAAUAUUUAUCAGCAACUUAAUUCUGAUGACCGUCAUAAUGCUUGUUUCUAAGUAAAAC